UAAGAUUCAGUCUAUAGCCUGAAAGCCCAGCACCCUGGACUCUGAGGCAGGAGGAACUCGGCAAAUUGGAGGCCAGCCUGUACUACAUAGCAAGUACCCCCCAAAGCAUUCUAUGCGUCCAGUACCAACAGCAAAGCCGCUGACUGAAGCUGGUUAACCCUCCCGGUGCCUGGGCUUGGCGAUCCUCCAAACACACAAGGGGCACAUUUGUCCCUGCCUGCAGACCCCUUCCCCACCCUCCUUCCUGGGGGCUGACCCACCCAGCUGCCCUAAUCACCCCAGCACUGCUGAGUGUGCUUUUCCUGUGGCUGCCCCACAUCACUCCUGUUGGACUCCUUGGAGUGGAGGAGCAUAGCACUGUCUCAGAUUCCCAGUGGGGAGCUCCCUGACCAGCUGUUCCUCAACUGCAGGGGAGGAGCUGCCUGGGUCCGCCAGACUCAUCCAGGACAGACUCAUCCAUGAUCGCGACAUGGCCUGGAUACAGCAGGCAGACGUGGUGGUAGCUGAGGUGACACAGCCUUCACUGGGGGUCGGCUAUGAGCUGGGCCGGGCCGUGGCCCUCCACAAGCCAGUGCUGUGCCUCUUCCGCCCACAGUCUGGCCGAGUGCUUUCUGCCAUGAUCCGGGGAGCCCAGGAUAGCUCACGGUUCCAGGUUUGGGACUAUGACGAGGGAGAGUUGGAGGCGCUGCUGGACCAAUACUUUGAGGCUGGUGACUCCGAGCAGGGGGCUGCAGUCAGUGACCAGGGGCCUGACUAACUGCCUUGAAUCCUUCCCUACCUGCCUCUUACCCUCAGGAGCAAAUUAAAAGAUUCAUUUAGAA
Molecule: messenger RNA, 821 nt
Organism: Fukomys damarensis (Damara mole-rat)
Lineage: Eukaryota; Metazoa; Chordata; Mammalia; Rodentia; Bathyergidae
Gene: Dnph1
Product: 2'-deoxynucleoside 5'-phosphate N-hydrolase 1
Exons: 3
Coding region: 470-757 (95 amino acids)
Biological process (GO): deoxyribonucleoside monophosphate catabolic process
Cellular component (GO): nucleus
Molecular function (GO): 5-hydroxymethyl-dUMP N-hydrolase activity
Source: RefSeq, a predicted model, not a curated record